Molecule: messenger RNA, 2282 nt
Organism: Balaenoptera ricei (Rice's whale)
Lineage: Eukaryota; Metazoa; Chordata; Mammalia; Artiodactyla; Balaenopteridae
Gene: MAPK11
Product: mitogen-activated protein kinase 11
Exons: 11
Coding region: 51-1277 (408 amino acids)
Biological process (GO): intracellular signal transduction; protein phosphorylation
Cellular component (GO): nucleus; cytoplasm
Molecular function (GO): ATP binding; MAP kinase activity
Source: RefSeq, a predicted model, not a curated record
GGGCGGGGGGCGCGGGGCGGGGCGCGGGCCGAGCUGCGGCCGCUCCGGACAUGUCGGGCCCGCGCGCCGGCUUCUACCGGCAGGAGCUGAACAAGACGGUGUGGGAGGUGCCGCAGCGGCUGCAAGGGCUGCGCCCGGUGGGCUCGGGCGCCUACGGCUCCGUCUGGCCGCCUUGCAGCUCGGCCUAUGACACGCGGCUGCGCCAGAGGGUGGCGGUGAAGAAGCUGUCGCGCCCCUUCCAGUCGCUGAUCCACGCGCGGAGGACGUACCGCGAGCUGCGGCUGCUCAAGCACCUGAAGCACGAGAACGUCAUCGGGCUGCUGGACGUGUUCACGCCGGCCACCUCCCUCGAGGACUUCAGCGAAGUGUACCUGGUGACCACGCUGAUGGGCGCCGACCUGAACAACAUCGUCAAGUGCCAGGCGCUGAGCGACGAGCACGUUCAGUUCCUCGUGUACCAGCUGCUGCGCGGGCUGAAGUACAUCCACUCGGCGGGGAUCAUCCACCGGGACCUGAAGCCCAGCAACUUGGCCGUGAACGAGGACUGCGAGCUGCGGAUCCUGGACUUCGGGCUCGCGCGCCAGGCGGACGAGGAGAUGACUGGCUACGUGGCCACGCGCUGGUACCGGGCCCCUGAGAUCAUGCUGAACUGGAUGCACUACAACCAGACAGUGGACAUCUGGUCUGUGGGCUGCAUCAUGGCCGAGCUGCUCCAGGGAAAGGCCCUCUUCCCAGGAAAUGACUACAUCGACCAGCUGAAGCGCAUCAUGGAGGUGGUGGGCACACCCAGCCCUGAGGUUCUGGCAAAGAUAUCCUCAGAACAUCUGUGGACCUCCUGGGACGGAUGCUGGUACUGGACAGCGACCAGAGGGUCAGUGCAGCCGAGGCCCUGGCCCACGCCUACUUCAGCCAGUACCACGACCCCGAGGAUGAGCCCGAGGCCGAGCCCUACGACGAAAGCGUUGAGGCCAAGGAGCGCACGGUGGAGGAGUGGAAGGAGCUCACCUACCAGGAAGUCCUCAGCUUCAAGCCCCCAGAGCCACCGCAGCCGCCUGGCAGCCUGGACGUUAAGCAGUGAGGGGAAUGCGGCUCGCCAGCUGCACUCGGACCCGAGGAGGGGCCUGAGCCCGCCUGCCCUCCCUCCUCGGCCUGCCAGACUUCCACGAGGGGCACCUCCCAACACCACUGCGGCCAGCAGCGCCCACCCCUGGCCUGGGACCCUUGUCUACACGCCGCUCCUUGUGGGAAGCCUGCACGUGUGUGAGCCAUGGGUGUAGGAGUCUGGAUAGAGCAUCCUGGACUUCCUUGGUCCUCCUACCCCCUCCCAGCAACCUGGGUCUCUAUUGGGACCUCGCUAUGGGGGACCUGGGUGCCAUAAGAGCUCCCCCCUGGGGAGUGUGUCUGUUUCCAGAUCUCCUGGCUCGCAGAGGGCUGUCUGUGGGGGGUGGUGCCUUGGGGCCGGAGCCUCCUGGAGACAAAGGAAGGGGUCUCGAUGGUCAGAGCUGCUCAGCCUGGAAGUGGGGGGCUACCCUGGAAAGUGCUGAGACUCAAAGGAUCUUCCAUGGGGGUGGCAGAGUGGGGACAGCUGCCUGGAGCCAUGUGUUCACCUAUGCUGUGUGGCACAUAUAUGCUCCUGGAAUUCACAUGUCAAAGCAGAUGCAGGCGCAUGUGAACCUGAGGGCACCUGAGGGCCAGUGGCCAUGACCAGCAGGAGGCCCAAGUUGGGGUGGCUCUACUCUUGCCUCCCCUCCCCUCAGUUCCUGGUGUGGGCGGGGAGGGGGCAUUGCUGAGAUCCUGCUGGGCAGCAUGCAACGGGCUCAGGUGGCCGUGGGCAGCCAUGUGAGCAAAAGCCCCCUGCUCCUUGGGUGUGAGGGCUGCAGCAGGGUUCUGAGGCAUGAGGGCACCGUGCCAGCUGGGGGGCUGGCAGGCAUGGGGGCCUCCAGCCUUGAGGACACAGAUGCCGAUGUGGACCCGGAUCCUGGACCUUGGCCAGAGCUGAUGAAGAAAUCUCUGCCCACUCUACCUCUGCCCACCCUCUGGCCCUGCAGCCCGGCGCUGGGGUGCUCAAGUCUGUGGGUCAGCCCUUGUCCUCUUCCCGCCUUCCAGAGUGGAGCUGACCUAGCGACCUCUGGGACAGGGCCCUGCUCCAGGCGUGUGGGAGGUGUGGGUCCUCCGUCAAGGGGCGUCUGUCAGGUGGUGACCUCUCACCUUGCAGGACCAGGGAGGUCUGAAUGCCAAGUGCCUGCCCCAGGGUUUCGCAAUAAAGUUCCCCUCUCACUCGG